UGCCAUCGCCGCCUGGGCACGCUACAGCUUGUUUGAUACGUCGCUGUUAAGCUGGUCACCUUUUGCCCCCGGGGCCUACUACCGCCUGGUAUCCCCGGGCCGAAAGCGGCGCUCGCCAUGUCGUCCCGCAGCGCCAACGACACGGGAGCUGCGCAGCCAGCAGCUCGCAACGGCAUGCCUGACGGCGAUACAGCUCCCCGGUUGGUGAAUGGCCUGGGUGACGAUGACGCCGCCGCCCGACGCUUCCCGAAGAGCCCCUAUCUACGGCCCGCAGACCCCGAGUCGGUGCUCGACCUGGUCUGCGUCGGCUUCGGCCCGGCAAGCGUGGCCAUUGCCGUCGCGCUCCAUGAUGCGCUCGAAGCUGGCGAGCUGGUGCACGCUCCACGGGUUCUGUUCCUCGAGAAACAGGCCCGGUUCGCGUGGCACGCCGGCAUGCUGCUGCCUGGCGCCAAGAUGCAGAUUUCCUUCCUCAAGGAUCUCGCCUCCCUGCGGAACCCGCGGUCAAACUUCACGUUCCUCAAUUUCCUCCACAAGAACGACAGGCUGGUGGACUUUAUCAACUUGAACACCUUCCUGCCGGCACGUGCCGAGUACGAAGACUACCUCCGGUGGUGCGCUCGGCAUUUCGACGACGUCGUCCGAUAUCACAGCCAAGUCCUCUCCGUUUCGCCCGUCUCGGAUGAAAGGCCCUGCCAGAUGUUCACUGUAACCUCUCGCAACGCCAAGACGGGGGCAACCACGACCUACCGAGCGCGGCACGUCGUGGUCGCCAUCGGCGGCCAGCCUUCCAUUCCAAGGCCCUUUCCCACACAGCACCCCCGGGUCAUCCACUCGUCCCAAUACGCCCAGAUGGUGCCCAAGAUCCUGGCUGACAACUCGGCACCGUGCCGUGUGGCCAUCAUUGGCGCUGGCCAGAGCGCCGCCGAGAUCUUCAACAAUGUCCAGGCCCUGUUCCCGAACAGCAAGACGUACCUAGUCAUGCGGUCCGAGUUUCUCAGGCCGAGCGACGAUUCGCCAUUCGUCAACUCCAUCUUCAACCCCGAGUUCGUCGACACCAUCUACCCCAAGCCCUCGGCCUACCGCGCGAACCUGCUCGCGGACGCCCGCGCCACCAAUUACGGCGUUGUCCGGCUAGAGCUGAUCGAGCACCUGUAUGAGGCCAUGUAUCACCAGAAACGGGUUCUCGGCCCGGAUGAGACGAAGUGGCCGCACCGCAUCCUGGCCGGGCGGGACGUCGUUGGUGUUCAAGAGAUGCCCGACGGGGUCAUCCGCCUGAAGGUUGCGCCCCUCCCCGUCCCCGGCGUGCCGGACGGGCCGCUGUUGGAGCAGGAGGCUCUGGACGUCGAUCUCGUCAUCUGUGCGACCGGGUACAAGAGAACUGCCCACCUUGACAUGCUGAAAGACACGUGGCGUCUUCUUCCUGCCGUGGAUAGCGGCGCCAGUGAGGUUGCGGCCCAGAGGAAUGACAGAUGGCUUGUGGAAACUGCGGAGGGCGACGGUUUCCGCACCCGCCUGAUGGAAGUCGGCCGCGAUUACGGAGUGAAGUUUUCGGCCGGCGCCGUGGCGCCUGGAUCUGGCAUCUGGCUGCAGGGCUGCUGCGAGGCAACUCAUGGUUUGAGUGACACCCUUCUCUCGAUCUUGUCGACGCGUUCUGGGGAGAUGGUUCAGUCGAUCUUUGGAGCGCCGGCGCAGGGAAAGUGAUUGUGGAACCGCAUGUAGCAUGAGGCUUUGCUCUCUUCUCGCAAACAGCGUCCGGAUGCAUCUCUAAAAAGCCAUGUUUGGUCUUCGCGCCGCAGCUGCGCACUUCGUAAAACAGCAGCAAUAACUACCUAGUGUAAAUUUACUGCAUCAUGGAGGCCACACAAACCUG
This is a messenger RNA of Thermothielavioides terrestris NRRL 8126, 1870 nucleotides long. RefSeq lists its product as uncharacterized. The record is from RefSeq and is a predicted model, not a curated record. Bases 118 to 1701 code for a protein of 527 amino acids. The transcript has 3 exons. Lineage: Eukaryota; Fungi; Ascomycota; Sordariomycetes; Sordariales; Chaetomiaceae. Gene Ontology annotation, biological process: intracellular iron ion homeostasis.